CAGGUAAAGAACUAAUGAAGAAAUGGAAAACGCUCCGAGACAAUUUUGUAAGAGAUUUUCGACUUAUUAAGAAAAAUGAAACAGGAGUGCCUGGGAACAAGAAGAAGAAAUAUGUCUAUUUCGACCAAUUGUCUUUCUUAAUUCCACACAUAAAAGGAUGCGAAAACACAGUUUCCAACAUCGCUCCACCAGAUGAGCAGGCAAAUGUACCAGAUGAACAUCUUACUGAAACGGAGAAAGAAUCUACAGAACCCCUCCCUCAUGUCCCUGGAACGAGAACGAAGGAGCGAGAACGCCUCCAGGAUAGAGUCAGGAAGAGGAAGAGACCUGCUGUAAGUACCGCAUUAGGUUCAGCGACUAACAGCAUCAUGCAAGAAAAUAUUCAACUACAAAAGGCUGGUUUGGAACGGCAAGAGCAUGACAAGUUCGGAAACAAGGCUUUCAUGUUAUCCUUUGUCCCAACAAUGGACAAUUUUCCACAACUCUUGGCGUUUGAUGUGAGAAUGCAAAUAACCGAGGUAUUUAGAAAUGCUUUGGAAAAUGCAUCUUAUACGUACUUACCCUACCAACAACAACAAGGUCCUCGUCAAAACUCUGGAGCAUCUUCUCCCUCUACUUGGGUAUCAUUGGGUCAACCGCAAUCUAAUGAUCCUGGCCUUGAUCGUGAGGCACCACUGCCUGGAUAUAACAAUGAGGAGGACGAAGAUGAUGAGGAUAACUCAAGUUAGCUAGGUCAACAAAAUUGUAAUUUUUUUGAUUGGGGAGCAAUUGUUUGGGAUUUUUGCGUAUUUUCCCAUAUUGUUGUAAAUAAAUAAGUUGUCGACGUCAAAGGUUCAAUAGCCUUUUAUUUGUAUCGAAAUGUUUUCAUUAGUCACAGGAAUCGAUUAAAAACCUAAAGGCUACUGAUA
Nilaparvata lugens (brown planthopper) is the source of this 908-nucleotide messenger RNA. RefSeq lists its product as uncharacterized. The record is from RefSeq and is a predicted model, not a curated record. The transcript has a single exon. NCBI's taxonomy places the organism in Eukaryota, Metazoa, Arthropoda, Insecta, Hemiptera, Delphacidae. Bases 15 to 728 code for a protein of 237 amino acids.